CCGCUGUGGCUUGGUAUUGGUGCUGGUGGCUGUAGGUGUGGCUGGUGUUUGCCUAGAAACCUGAACCGUCCCCCACGUUAUCGAUCAACCGAUCGCUCUUGCCGCCUAGCGACGAAACUGGAACUCAACAUCAAGCCGAAACGCAUCACAGACCAUGGCAUUGAGAGGAAGCGAAGAUGCAGGUAUGCCGUCGAUCGUCGACUAAUUAGCCAACGAUGGCACGACUGCUUAGCACUGACGCGGUCCUGAUGGGCCGUCUCUCGUCCUACACCAUCUUGAAGGAGCUGCAUAGGGCCGCCGACGAAGGGGCCGUUUACCUCGCGAGAAACUUAAGCGGCGAGAAGUGCAUCGUCAAGAGCAUCCGGGGCCACUGGCGCCUUCGAAACGAAGCUGACGUCCUCAAGCGCUACCAAUCCCAGACACCGUUCCUCCGCCCUCUCUUCGACGAGAUCACCCAGCCGGCCGACCCGCCAUCCAUCGUUCUGCGGCACUUGGAUAGCGACUUGUUAACUGAGUCGAACAAGAAGAGAUUGUCGGGGCCUGAGAUCAAGCAGGUAGGCCGGUGCGUCCUUGACGCCCUUCGCGUGCUACAUAAAGAUGGCAUGGUCCACACAGACAUCAAGUUGGAUAAUAUAUUUGUCAAUUACGGCUCGGGUGAUCGCCGCUUCUCCGAUAUCCAGCUCGGCGACUGCGGAGGAGUAGUAUCGCAGGAGUCAAAAUUUGCCAAGGAAGGCCAUGUUAUUGGCGCUGGCUUUACCCGUAGCCCCGAGUCCACGUUCCAAGUCUCCUGGACCACCGCCACAGAUAUAUGGUCCUUCGGUUCCGCAAUGAUUAGCCUCGUGAUGGGCGGUGGCUACCAUCUAUUCAACCCUAGUGCCGACGGAGUUGCCCCGGACAGCGAUGACUACGAGUUCACCGUCUUGAAGCGGAUGCACAAAUUCUUCGGCCCCUUUCCGCAAUCCUAUCGCGACUUUAACGAUCCAGAUACCAUGACCAUCAUUGACUUCAUCAACAAUCAGGGACCUCCGGCGAAGCCAUUUGCCAGGUGUGGCCCGAAGGAGAUUCCGCCGGCUGAUAAGGAAUUCAUUAUGAAGAUCAUGAAGCUGGAUCCCCGUGACAGGCCUACGGCGGAGCAGCUACUAGAAGAUUCAUGGUUCACGGAGGAGUCGCCAGACACACGAGCCCCGCUUCCUGGCGAGACUGUGCAGCCUGAGGAUGCGAAGCAGCACGAACACCAGGGAACGUAA
This is a messenger RNA of Canariomyces notabilis, 1247 nucleotides long. RefSeq names its product kinase-like protein. Gene Ontology annotation, biological process: protein phosphorylation; intracellular signal transduction. The record is from RefSeq and is a predicted model, not a curated record. Bases 216 to 1247 code for a protein of 343 amino acids. Lineage: Eukaryota; Fungi; Ascomycota; Sordariomycetes; Sordariales; Chaetomiaceae. Gene Ontology annotation, cellular component: cytoplasm; nucleus. Gene Ontology annotation, molecular function: ATP binding; protein serine/threonine kinase activity. The transcript is spliced from 4 exons.